AUGGAGCCUCUUCUUUCCCUUCAAGGUCUCAUAUCACAUGUUGAUGGCUCAGUUGAUUCCCCAAUUCACACUGUUACCACUAAUAAUAAAACCUCCCCUAAUCCUGAGUAUGUUUCAUGGCUUGCUGCUGAUCAACGCACCAUAGUGCUCAUCAAUGCCACGCUAUCGGAGGAAGCGAUGACUAACCUCCGUGAUCAGCUUUACACUCUUCUUAAAGGGUCUAAAUCUGUGGCUGACUUUGGUCGUCAAUUAAAGGGAUUGUCGGACCAAUUGGCGGCGAUCGGAUAUCCGGUUAACCGGGAUGACCAGACUCACUGGUUCCUUUUUGGUCUAGGACCCUCUUUUGAGUCAUUUUCUGCCAUCAUCAAAUCGGUUCAGCCCCCACCAUCUCUUCAGGAUCUUAUUUCCAAAGCCGAAAGCCAUGAAAUGUUUUUUCGGUCGUUACAUGCAAACAAUCAGCCUCCAUUUGCUUUCACAACCCAAGCCGAUCACACCAACACUCCUGUGCGUGGUCGUCGUUCUUCUCGUUUCGCUGGAUCUAGUAACCGUGGUGGUCGCAAUGGUGGUCGUGGUUAUAAUCGGCGACUGCCCCAUUGCCAACUGUGCCGUCAAUCGGGCCAUUAUGCCUCUGCAUGCCCCUCAUUGUCCACUUUUGCUAAUCGCCACAAUUCGGUUGAUGAGAGCAUUGCUAAUGCUUUCUUAUCUAAAUGUGUUGUUAAUGAAUCUCGUCCCGAUUGGUUUGCUGAUUCGGGAGCAAUGGACCACAUGACUCCCAAUGAUCAAAAUGUCAUCAACACCACUCCAUCUUCAGGAACCUUUUCCAAGCUUUCUUACAAGACCCAAACCCUCGAUUACAGACUCCGGCCUGGAUUCGAUUCUUUGGUUCUUCAAUUGGCGCCAUCCGAUCUCACAGCUCACAGUCCUUCACUUUGGUGA
This is a messenger RNA of Helianthus annuus (common sunflower), 936 nucleotides long. RefSeq lists its product as uncharacterized. Gene Ontology annotation, molecular function: zinc ion binding; nucleic acid binding. The transcript is spliced from 3 exons. Bases 1 to 936 code for a protein of 311 amino acids. NCBI's taxonomy places the organism in Eukaryota, Viridiplantae, Streptophyta, Magnoliopsida, Asterales, Asteraceae. The record is from RefSeq and is a predicted model, not a curated record.